AUGAGUCAGACGCUGCUGUUGUCACACAUGUACCCCAAUACUCCAGAGUCCUUGGCUCUCGCCAAUGAUGAGCCCUGGGAUGACGACAUGUACGACCGUGCACAGGCACAUUUGGAAGCCUUUUAUGUGGAAGUGUUCCUGGAGUUGGCCAACUAUGGAGAGAUUGAGGACCAAAUUUGGCACCUGGACUUGGUGGUGGUAGAUAACUUGUGUGACCACAUGAUUGGUAAUGUCUAUGUGAAGUACUACCACGAGGAGGAUGCGGAGCGUGCCCUGAUGAAGCUGACAGGCCGUUUCUACAGCGGGAAGUUGAUCCAAGCCGAGUACACCACGGUGAGCGAUUUCCGUGAGGCGCGCUGCCGAGCCUUUCACGAGACCCGUUGCAAUCGUGGCGCCUACUGCAAUUUCAUGCACAUCAAGCACAUUCCUCGUGCCAUCAAGCGUCGCGUGGUGCGAGAGAUGUACGAUGAUCACCCUGAGUACCUCGGGCAAACGGAGAAGGACCGUGAUCGCGAUCGUGGUGAGCGCGGUGAGGCCCCGCCUGCACGACAGACGUCAGAAGAACGACGUGCCAUGAUCGCCUCUUGGAAUGCGGAGAAGGAGACUUGGCUUGAAUAG
Molecule: messenger RNA, 618 nt
Organism: Durusdinium trenchii
Lineage: Eukaryota; Dinophyceae; Suessiales; Symbiodiniaceae
Source: the annotation of a GenBank genome assembly